AAAUUUGUGUACGAAACGAAUUACGAAAUCGGAAAGCUAUAUAGCAGCACCUGUGGGCAGACACUUAAAAUUUAAAAUAGUACUAUUUUUUUCUUAAUACUGAAAACAUCAUCUCUAGUUCAUAAUCUGUUUAAUUACUUAUAUAAUGUCCCACCAAACGGGAAUAAAAGCUAAUGAAGAGCUGAAGAAGUUUUUUGCCAAAUGUAAGGAUGGAAAGAUACGAUAUGUUAAAGUAUCUAUACUAGAAGAACAGCUAGUGAAGGAGAGCUACAAGGAGAUUAAACACAGUUGGGAAAAAGACUUUGAAAAGUAUAUGCCCCAGUUGGUGGAAGAAAAUCAACCAUGUUACAUUUUAUUUAGACUUGAUGGUAAGGAUUCGUCUGGUUAUGAAUGGCUCUUUAUAAGUUGGUGCCCUGAUACUGCCCCAGUUCGACAAAAAAUGUUGUAUGCCUCUACAAAGGCUACAUUAAAACAAGAGUUUGGAUCAGCACAAAUUAAAGAAGAGCUCCAUGCCACUAUGCCUUCUGAAGUAACAUUAAAUGGAUACUUGAAGCAUAAGAAAAUGAGCUCAGAGCCAGCACCUCUGUCUAUGCGGGAAGAAGAAUUACAAGAAUUGAGAAAAAAUGAGAUGAACACAGAAAUCAAUAUUGAUACUAAACAACAAACUUUGGGAGGUGUUGUGUUUCCACUUGUUGAUGUUGCUAAGCAAGCUAUCAGUGAUAUGAAGGAUGGAACUUAUAACUAUAUACAAUUAAAAAUAGAUAUCGAGUCGGAAACAAUUCAUCUUGUAUCAGCUGAAAAUAUAGCUUUAGAAAAAUUGCCGUCAAAAGUUCCUACAGACGGUGGAAGGUACCACUUGUUUAAUUUCAAACACACACAUGAAGGUGAUUAUAUGGAAAAUAUAGGUGAGUUGACCCCAUGGCAGUGAGCAAUUUUUGAUUUCUUAUAUAGCGACCAGCAGUGGUUUUGUUUCUCUCAUUACGUUUAUCAAAGGCAUAAAUAUUGUGCCAAAAAAAUCCCGCUAAAGUAGCAACGUUUUUCAGAUACUAGACUGUGAAGUUUGAUGGAAAAUGAGCCAUUUUAUAGUCUAAAAUAAGAGUUUAUAUUACUAUUACUAGUAUUAUAACUCCAAAAGUCUCAUAUGAGAGGUACAUAUAUUCGAAAAACUUUUCAGUUGGACUAAACAGAUGUGUUUGGAAUUAAUUGUGAAAGGCAGAAUCCCAUCACUUUGUAUAUUAUGGUCGUCAAGUAACAUUAAUAAAUUACUGACAAAUGAUCUAGCCUUUCCUUUGACAUUGUGUGACAAGGAGCUCAUGAAAGCAAAUGUGCUAUUUGUAAGGAAUGCGACGACAAACGGUAAAGGGGGUACAGUGGAAUUGGCUGAAUUUAUAGUAUGUUGUAUGUUACAACCUCAUGACUAUAUGUCUCCAGGGUUCGAUAGUGAGCAGUAUUUAUCGAAGUUCAACAAUAUGGUGUUUGCCAUGGAAUCCCCGCUAUAUGUUGGUGCAAAGAUGACGUAUUGCCUAUACUUGUCAAACAUCUGGCAUGGAGUCUGGCAUAAACGAGGAAUAAACAAAAACAUAAAUCGUAGUUUCGUCAUCGCUCUGCUAAACAGGCAGUAUUUUUAGUAUAGCUCGCCUACAUAGCAACACAUUGCAGACUGCAGAACGAUUGGAAUCUUAUAUAAUGGUACGUGUACACUAUAGAUUUUUCCCCGAGAUUUGCGCUAGCUAGAGUCGCUUUAGACUAAGUCUAUAGUGUACAUAUUACUGAGACUGCUCUAGCGAGUGUGGCGUAAUACUCUCGGUAGCGCGACGUUAGUCUAGGUAGGGUUGUAGUGGACACAGUACUGAGACUAGUUCUCUAGAUCACUCUCGCAUUGUUUCGCUCUAUUCGAUGAGUUAAAUAGAUUAGUUGAAAGCAUGGCUUCCCCACAAGUGUAAAUGAACAAAAAGCUAUGAAAUGGGACAAAGAAAGUACUCUCAAGCUAAUUGAGAUGUACGAGGCACAUCCAGAACUUUGGAAUUGCAUAUUGAAGGAGUACAGAGAUCGGGAUAAAAAGGCUCAAGCUAUAAAAAAUAUAGAUCAGUUAAAAACCACUGAAGCCGAAGUUGGAAGAAAAUGGCAUAAUUUAAGGUGUCAAAUGAAUUCGGAGAUAAGGAAAAUUAAAAAAACCAAAAGUGGAGAUGGAACUGAUGAUAGACUGUGGAAAAGUAAGUGGGAAUUUUAUGAUGCGUUACAGUUCAUGAUGGGUUACUCUGGGAGCACCAAAAGCACUACAAACUUUAGGGAUACGAAAGCUAUAGUUGCAAUGAGCGAGGAAGAUGAAGUGGAGUUUUCUGGAUCAAGAACACUUACACCUUUACUGUCGCCUACUUAUUCACAUUCGAUAUUUAUUUAUUCUAUGCCUGGUUACUCUUGCCCGAUUAAGGAGAGGAUGCUGUACUCUAGUUGUAAGAAUCCAUUAACAGAUACCAUUACUAUCUUAGGACUUGAAAUUGCCAAAAAGCUAGAAAUCGACAGUGGCGAUGAAUUGACAGAAAAGAACUUAUAUGACGAAGUGCACCCAAUCACCAACUUGCACAGGCCGAAAUUCGCAAAGCCAAAAGGACCAGCAAACAGAGGCCCAAAACGAAUCACAAAGAAUCAAUGA
Molecule: messenger RNA, 2653 nt
Organism: Acanthoscelides obtectus
Lineage: Eukaryota; Metazoa; Arthropoda; Insecta; Coleoptera; Chrysomelidae
Source: the annotation of a GenBank genome assembly